UUCCAAUACGUCCUGCUGAAGGCGGAGGAAGGAAGAUGAUGACUGGAACCGUCUCCUGGUUGUCAGUAACAUCCCGGCCACACCCUCCGGCCCAACAGAGAUCCAGAAACUGGUCCAGCGCUUCGGCACAGUMCAACAGACUCUGGCACUCAAGGACAAGAUCAUCUUUGAGAUGGGAACAGCAGACAUGGCCAAGAGUGUYUUCAACCGCUUCCAGAAGUUUCCCUGCAUUGUUCAGAACAACAAGCUCGCCUUCUCCUGGAAACCUGAUCCCAAGACUGAUCUACCUAAAGUCGACAUCUCCUCUGCCGGCUCAACAGCUUCAACUGGUGGCAAUGACUCCCAGACUGCAGAGACCACUAUGCCCCCUGGUGGCCAGGAGGACUCACUGUCUCAGUCAGGAUUAAAGGUGGAGUCAGGAACAGGGGUUGAUACUAAGGUUGAAGGACAGGAGGUUCAGCCAGGGAAUGAAGGSAUGAACRUUGAUAAAGGGGUUCAAGCCSCAAAGUCUCCAGCAUUARGAGGAAAGGAUCAAGAGAAGGAGCCUGAUGCAUCUUCCUUACAGCCAGCAGGAGAGAACCAGRGAGAACCUGGAGGUCAGGGUGGAGAGGUSGUCACAGAGAAGGUUGCAGACAUUUCAACAACGGAGUCCGAAGAAACUGAAGAACCAGUCUCCUCAGAUGCUACCUCCGCUCCUCAAGCUGCUAAACCAGAGACUGAGAAAAUGUCUGUUUCCAGUUCCACAACAKCCACCCCAGCCCCAAAAGUGAUGGCGGCCAUCAUAGAGGCCUUACGACAGGAGAGCAGGAACAGAUCCUCUACCAAGGUUACCACCGACCAGGCUGCAGCUGAGAAUCCUCCAGGUAAACAACCAAAAGAUAAGGCGACUCCAGAUGUUCAGCCUGCCCCCGCUCUACCCAGAGUGACCCCAGAGAUCCUGAAGGUGCUGCUGAGGAGUGCAGGGUCCGGUCCACCAGUAGGGCUGGUGCUGAGAAGGCCAGGAAGGAGCAGGACCAGGCGCCCCUGCAGGCCAAAAGCCAUCCACUGGAAACCGAGAGACCACAGUGGAGACGGGGAGCCUGGAAGAGAGCAGGCCACCAAGAAGACCCGUGAGGAGGAAGGGAGGAGAGGGGAGAGCGAGGAGGGAGAAAGAGAGGAGGCUGAAGCCCAAGAGGAGGAGAAGGAGAAAGGAAGGAGGGAGAGAGAGAAGAGGCGGUCCCACAGGGAACGGUCAUCAGGAUCACCGGGGUCCAGGUCCUCUAUGAGGUAUGAGGGGAGCCGGCACAGUGGGAAGAGCGGCGCCAGGUCUGAGUCCAGGAGAGGAAACGGAGAGGAGAAGCAGCAGGAGGAGUUAGGUGAGAAGCACGUCCCCUUCGACAUGGAAGACUUUGUGACUGUGGAUGAGGUGGGGGAAGCAGCUGCSGUGCCCCGUCCUCUCCCCGAGACUACCACAGAGGUGACUGAGGUUACAGAGGUGACCGUCAACGACCCUGUGACCACAGCCUCUGAGGCGGAGCAGCAGGCACCAGCUGACACUACAUCGAUGGAGUUGGAGGGUGASCCUGKGACAGCCAAGGUACGGGAGGAAGCUCUGGACAAACGAGAACAGAAGGAGGGGGGGUUGUCCCCAGCAACCACAGAGGGGUCGGUGAAGACUGCAGAGGGACCUGGGGAGGUGACAGAGGAGACAUUUCCAGACUGUCAGGAUGACAUCAAAGAGGUCAGUGUGUCUAGWCGCAUUCCUAUUUGAGUAAUCCCUUUCCKA
Messenger RNA from Salvelinus sp. IW2-2015, 1765 nucleotides. NCBI's taxonomy places the organism in Eukaryota, Metazoa, Chordata, Actinopteri, Salmoniformes, Salmonidae. The record is from RefSeq and is a predicted model, not a curated record.